UACUCAUGUGUCGAUGAUGGUGUCUGAUUGAUGUUUUGUGUGUCUACCUGCGAUUUUGAGCUCCGUUUUGAUUAGCGACAACGAGGGACGUUCUAUCUAGUAGUCGUCCGCUCUGCGACCGGCUCUCCUAUCAUUUCCUCUUUGUUGGGCGUUUCCUGCGCUUUUUCAAGCUUCUGUCUAUCGCCAACUCGUCCAUCGUAGGAUAAACAACAAACAACAUGGGGGAUUUUGAUAUGGACAUGCUGCGUCGCAAAGUCGCCGAAGGUUUCGCGGAAGGAGAAAGGGUCAUCGAGGUACCGAGAAAAAGUGGCAUACCACUAAAGAUUGCGAUCGAUUUUAAUGGCUUUGCUGUGGAAGAGGAAGAUGACGGUGGCAGGAAGCUGGAUAAUUAUGAAGUUGCUCAAAGGUAUUAUCGUCUGAAACGAAGUCAACGCGAUUAUUUGUUGCAUGUCGCUAAAGUGCAUCUUCUGUCACCACUCCUGUUUGGUCAGAUCAAGUAUGCAGAGAAGUGGGAAAAGUUUGCAAGGCAAGUUGAUGUGCUACCAGCCAUGGGUAACGUGAAAAUUGAGAAGGAGCUUACACCGAGGGUGUUAGAGAGUUUGGACGAUCUUGAGUAUUCGUUUGACUGGUUCAAGAAGAAAGUGGAAAUGGGUGACAUUGCGACCUUUGAGAAAAUACUGACUUCAAUGGCAAUUGUUGGAAAGAUGACAAAUCACCAUACUACUGUACAGGCUUCUCUUCAACAUGACAUUCUUGUUAAAUGUGUGGCAGAUUUGAGAUCGAGACGAAAAGGGAGUGAGCAGCGGGCAAUAAUAUACUAUAGAACUGUAACACUGAUGAGUGCCAAAAUGAUAUGUUAUCUCGUCAAGAUGUUGUUCAAACAACGUAAAGACAUUCCCCGAGAGUUCAAGGCGUCAUGCGAAAGAGAUUCAGAUAACAGUCAGCUGAUGAAGGAAGACGGAAAUAAGAGAUUUACGGAUGGAGAUUACAGACUUGCUGUUCAUCAUUACACACUUGCUGUAGGCAAGGACCCUUUUAAUCCUUUGUUGUAUGGAAACAGAGCUCUCUGCUACUUGAAGAUGGGAGAAUACAAGUCAGCUCUGGCGGAUGGUAAACGUUGCAUUGUGGCGAAACCGGAAUGGGAUAAGGGUCAGCACAGGUAUGCUCAGGCAUUGUUUGAGCUUGGUCACUAUCGCGAGGCAAGGAAGGCCAACAACACUGCUUUGAAGUAUUGUAGUAGCAGCAAGAUAUUGGAGGAACAACGAAUAGUUUUUCAGGAGACGAUGAGUGGAGAAUCAAGACGGCCUCAGCCUGCUAGCCGAUCGAAAUCAAAAUCAUCUAAGAAAAGCAAGAUAAAACACCAUGGCAGCUCUACAGACACUGAAGCAUCAUCAAGUGAAAAACGUGACGAGUCUCGGGAUCGUUUGAUCAAAGAAAAGCGAAUGACUUUUUCUCCCGCCCCGGAAAGAGAAAUGGUUCAUUACACCAGUCACGAGGAUUCGCUUGACUAUCCUGCUGCAUCUAAAUUAGAUUAUUACAUGAAAAGAGAGUCAUCACCAGUACAGUCACAGAAGACAGUAGAUGAAGCUUUUCCUGACGAUUUGCCCGAGCUUGUGUCAAGUGCUGGUGAAUCUGGCAGUGGUGACGAUGACACAGACGAUCAAGAUUACACCACAGCGGCGGAAAGCGAGGACAAGUCUCAGGCAUCAAAGAAAGGAAACAAACCUCAGGAGUCCGAGGAUUCGAUGCCAGAGUUGGUUGAGAGCUCAGGAUUUGAAGAAGACGAGGAAGACGGACAGUCGUCAGACAGCGCGAUUCCAGGUCUUGUGGACGAUGAGAGUGAAUCGUCGGACGGACAGCGUCUUAGGAUUCAAAGAAGACGAAGACAAACGAGAGUGCGCGAUCGAGAUAGUGAAGAAGCGAAGGAGGAGGCUCGUCGUAUGGAAGCUGAAUCAAAACGUAAGCGAAUCGAGGCAAUCGUUCGAAGAGCUCGUAAGAAAAUGGAACGUGAGGAGAAGAAACAGGAAGAAGCAAGGCGGAUGAAGGAAGUCAUGCGGGCUGAAAGGAAACGUCGUAUCGAGUCGGAAAGCCUUUCUCUGUUGUCUCAGGAUCAUCGUUCGUCCGACAAAUGGGUUGACGAGAGUGUAACGUUGGAAACUUUAGGGGAGAAAAACACUCGAUGGGAUAACAUGAGAGAGAAGCUUGUUUGGGCUACUCGAGAACAUCUUGAUGGCAGAAGCAAACAAGCUUCCCUUCUGUUUAAAGACGCGCUUACACGAGUUCAGACUGAACGUGCUGAAUAUCAAGACAACUUCACUGAUACAGAUCAUGCUGUUUUGUACUAUGCUCUCGGCGUUUCAUUGCUCGAAUCAGGCAGCUUAACAGAGAUUCAAGACGCCACCAUCAACUUUGAAAAAAUUCUUAAAACUUGGGAAUACUUACCAUUUCCUCUUGCAUACUAUGGACUUGGCAGAUCGCUCAUCAAGCAAAAUCGCUUUACAGAAGCUUUGGAGCCAUUGAACAGAGGACUGAGUGUAUUGAAUUUCAGAAGUGACUGGAAGCCUCUCAGUUGGCCGGGUUCGCCAACCGUCAUUAUAGAAGAGAGUGAACCAAACAUGAUACGACUCUACUUUAACGAUUUGGUGAUCCUGUGUACUCAUCCUCCCAAGCCGGAUGCGAUAGACAAGUUUUCUGAUCACACAGGAAAACGAGAGAUCUACUUUACAGACCCAGACUUUAAGGGAUUUGUGCGUAUUGUGUGUACUGAUGGAUGCCGGCUCGAAUACUUUCCCAACAAUUGGAAGAAAGUGAAAUCGAAAUAUGUGGAUCGAUCGACCGAGAAGGAUUUUUUGUUGAAGCAGUGUUUGACACCAGACUGUCCAGGUCUAAUUGAGUUGAUUCAGGUAUUUGAUCACGACUCGACGCCACACACUCCCAAGAAGAGGUACAGCACAAAUACAGAGAAUUUGAAGAACACCAAGGCUAGAACGAAGGGAUCCAAGGCAUCAAGGAAAUUGGAGAAAAGGCAGUUUCGUAUGAAGAAGGAUCUGAGUGAGAUGAAGGCAUCAGAAGCAGAUCUUAUCGAUGAUUUUCCAUCUAUUAUUGAUUAUAUGGAGUCGACGAGUGAGCCAACGUCGCUUACUGUUAGCGAGUUGGAAAUCGGGAGUGUCGAGCAGCAAGUGGAAACAGCGUCGCAAGAGCCACCUCAAAUAGAAAACACAUACGUAUUGAAGAAGGCCGACGACGAAUAUUUGCGUGUGAAACAAGCAGAAAAACAGAUCAAACCUAAGAAAAAGCGAGUCAAGAACGUACAGCGAAUCGACAUUCCCCAAGAAAGCUACUCUCAUUCACGAGCUCUCGCCGUUGAUCACGAACUGAACAGUGAGGAUGUAGAGGCACCGUUUACGAUUCCGUUUCACCUUUUAGAGCAAGUGCAUGCGUUUGAAGCCGGACUGGAUAUUUCUGAAUUGGACUUUGAGUCUCCAUCAUUGAGCUCCAUGGAGUCAAACAGAACGAAGAAGUCGUCAGGUGCGAAUCCGGUGGAAAUACAGUCAUCAGCUAGUACGACGUUGGAUGAGUUUGAAGGUGACCCAGAGAAACAGCACGCAAUGAAGGAGAACGUUUGGUCCUUUUUCGUCGAGAUAUUGCGGCAGGAAGGACCUUUACAAUCCAACGAUCGUCGUAUACAGGAGUCAUACGGACUGCUUCCUCAAGAUAUACAGAGGUACAUUGCAUAUCAUGGUGGACUGAGGAAUUUCUUAGCCGAGAGCAGCGAAAUAGAGACUGCAGGAGAGCGCCUGUUUUUGGCUGAAGAUGCAGAAGCUGUCAAACUGUCGCUGCCGGGCAUGAACUCGUGUUCUGAUGAUUUUCAGGUCUCUGGGUUUGAUACUAAGCCUCCAGAAGUACUGAGGAAAUCUCCAGCAAUAGAGACUUUGUCACCACCAGAGUCUGUAUCUUUGUCAGAGAAUGUGUUGACAUCAGAGUUUGUGGCAAUGUCUGAGCCUGCGAUACCAUCAGAGUCUUUGACACCAUCAGAGUUUGUAACACAAUCAGAGAAUGUGCCAACAUCAGAGCCUGUGCCACUAUCAGAGUCUGCAACACCAUUAGAACUUAUGAAACCAUCAGAGUCGGUGCCAUUGGUAGAAUUGUUUCCAUCUAACGAGUCAACAUUUAUAACAUCAGAGAUUGUGCUACCAGACCAAUCAGAAUCUGUAACACCUGAGUCUGCAUCAAUGGAGCAGUCAAAAGUUGUGAAAGCUACAAACUCUGACCUCUUGGAUGGUGCUUCUGCUGCAGCCUCAGUGGCUGUUGGAAGUGCUGCAAAUGAAGAUCAUUCUGUGAAUGAAGAUCAUUCUGUGAAUGAAGAUCAUUUGACUGUAGAAUUGAAGUCCAACUAUCUUAUGGAGGACUCGAUGGGUUUCAUGUCAUCGUUUUAUUCGUUGAGCAGCAAGGGGUUGGACAAUUUUGAGGCGUCAUCUGUGUGGUCUAUACCACUAUCUUCAUCUAGUUCAUUGCCAUCUAUGUCGUCUUGUUAUGGAGAGACAGAGAGUACUCAAUGCAGAGAUGAGACGCUGAACAAAGAACGUUUAAAAGACAUGGAAAUGCCUUCUGGUAAAAUGGGAUCGUCUGAUUUUGAAGCUGCCGUGUCGGAGACGUUUUGGCGUGAGAUAGAACGUUCAAGUGAGAGGGAAGUGUAUGGACAACGAAAUACAGAAACUGUUGAGUCAUCAGAGCCGUUGACAUCUGGAAAUGACACAGGAAAGGAGAUCAAAGGGAGGCAGAACGAGUUACCAAGAAGUCAUUCACGUUUCCUCUCAUACUUUGAUAGGGAUUCCAGUGAAAGUACAAAACAGGACAGCGAGAUAGCACCUGUGAAGGAUCAUAUGGCAAAGGAACAGGUGCACAAAGAACAACCAGAAUUGAAGAAAGAGGAAAAAGAAGAAAAGCGUCCUGUACGUAACUUUGGCAUCCAGGUCGAAGUGAAAACAAAAACUAAAGAAUCUCAAACAUCGAGAGAACUUUUCUAUAGCAAGUUUGACAAGUUGGAGAAGGAAAAGGCGCGUUUAGAGAAGGAGCUUCGUGUUUUGAACCACCAAUUGGAGGAAUUGAGGGACCGCAUGGUGCAACAGCAGAAGAAACAUCAGCUGGACUUAGAGAGAGAGCAGAAGAAGGCGACGGAAGCUUUAAACAUUGGGAAGAAAUCUGUGCAGGGUGAAGUCGACGAUUUGAAGAUGAAGUUGGAGGUGGAGGUGAAACGUUUUACGCAAGAGAAGAAAGAAAGACUAGAACAGGUCAAACUGUUGAAGAACAAGAUCAAGUUAUUGGAGGAUGAAGAGAAAAAACAAGCGAGGGCCAGAAAGGAAUUAGAAAUGAUGAUCACAGAACUUCGAGAAGAAACAACAGAGGAAAAGAUUAAGUAUGAGCUCGAAGUUGCUCGAUUUCAGCACAGAGAAAAGGAUUUACAAACAACAGCUAGACAUGCAAUCAAGCGGGCAGAGAAAGCUGAGAUUCAAGUGCUAGAGCUACAACGAGAAAAGGUUAUCACUCACUUGGAGUUGAGCAAACGGGAUGCCGACGUUGCCAUCAUGCAGCUGUCUCAGAUGAUCAUGGCCAAUCCUCACUGUGCUCCAGUGGUUCGUGACGCGUUGACUCAGUGGCAGAGCUAUCUAGCUCGUCUGGUGCCUGUCAUUGACGAACACAAAGUUGCGUUUGAUGAUCGCAUCCAGUCGGUUCAGAAUGGUCGAGACAUGAACCUCCUGCCACCGGUCAACAUAGCCAUACCCAUACGUCCGUCUAUAAACUUGAAUGCUCAGCUGAUAGCCCAACAACAAGUCAUGCAGAUUCAGCAACAGCAGCAGCAGCAACAACAACAACUACAACAACAGCAGCAGCAACUACAGCAACAGCAGCAGCAGCAGCAACUACAACAACAGCAGCAGCAGCAGCAACUACAACAACAGCAGCAGCAGCAGCAACUACAGCAGCAACAUCAGCAGCUGCAACAACAACAGCAGCAGCUGCAACAACAGGAGCAACAGCAGGAGCAACAACAGGAGCAGCCACUCACUUUGCAGCAGGUCGAAAGUCAACUCAUGUCACAGGACCCAAUCACUCAAUCUAGGCCAAGCGUAGUGUCCGCAGCUUCUCUCUAUUCAGCAAAUGCAGGAGUCUCACAAUCUGAGCCGUUACCUGUGUCAGCUGAAGCCCUUUCCUCUCGGGCUUCUUCAUCACCCGUUCCACCUCAGGCUGACCGACCAACAGCUGAAGCUCAAACUUCCGUUGCUGCCACUGCUCAGCUUCCCACGCAUGUCGAUCCGCAGCAGGUGCAGAUUUCAUUACAGCAGACCACUCACCGACCACAAAAGCCUGUCAGUUAUGAGAAAAUACUAAGAAGGCUGUGGGCCAAGUUUCCGUCUGCUACGAGAUCUGAACUGAUUGAUACAAUCAGGCAAGUUAGAGAGGACCACGGUAAUACGUUGCUUGGUAUGACACUGGAGGACGUCGUUGCUCAUGCAACUAGACUGAUAGCCGCUCGCAAUAAGGAAAAGGCCACCAAAGCUGCAAUGGCAUUGCGUGGUACUAAAAAGGUUACAUCCGUGUUAAAGCCAGCGGUCAGCACAGCUCUUAAGUCUGCAAAGAGCGGGGAAAUCGAAGACGACGAAAUGUGUGUCAUCUGUCAUGAGGCGAUGUAUCCCAGCGACUUGACAGUAUUGGAAUGCAAGCACAAGUUCCAUCUUGGGUGUAUCCGCAAGUGGCUGACCGAGCAGAGCACUUGUCCAACCUGCCGUGUCCAUUCACUGUUGCCAGAUGAGUACCCAUCUCUUUAGUUGACAAGAUAGUUGUGUGUGUGUGUGACAGAAUUCAGAUGACUAAUCAGUAGUCGUGUGUUGUUGUUGUAUUGUCCUGUAGCUUUUGUUGAUAGACUUAAACUCAUCUAGUCUUUGUUAUUGUGGGAUAGUAGUGUGUGAUGUGUCUGUCGGGUUAGAAAACGAUGGCCACUGUUGGUGGUCUGCUUUGUGCUCAUUCAAUUGACUUGUGGUUCUUUUGAAA
Corticium candelabrum is the source of this 7050-nucleotide messenger RNA. RefSeq names its product E3 ubiquitin-protein ligase TTC3-like. Gene Ontology annotation, molecular function: protein binding. The coding region runs from base 219 to 6827 and encodes 2202 amino acids. The transcript is spliced from 39 exons. The record is from RefSeq and is a predicted model, not a curated record. NCBI's taxonomy places the organism in Eukaryota, Metazoa, Porifera, Homoscleromorpha, Homosclerophorida, Plakinidae.